This is a messenger RNA of Didymodactylos carnosus, 1623 nucleotides long. NCBI's taxonomy places the organism in Eukaryota, Metazoa, Rotifera, Eurotatoria, Philodinida, Philodinidae. The record is from the annotation of a GenBank genome assembly.
AUGAUUGUUUAUCGGGGACAAAGAUUAACACAUUAUGAAUUCUUAAAAUUAAAAAACAAUAUUGAUAAAAAUAUGUUGAUGAAUACAUUCUUAUCAACAACACGUAAUCGUGAGCUUGCUGUUAUAUUUGCUGGUGAAAGUAAUUGUGACUAUGUUGCUGUCAUAUUUGAAAUACACGUUUAUCUCAAUGAAUAUAUAGAUAGAUAUCGUGAUAUGACCGAGAUUGAUUUGGAUUCGAUUUAUGAUUCUAUUGAAUUAAAACCGUUUGUUAAUAUUGAAAAUUUAAGCUAUUUCAAGGAUGAAGACGAAAUACUAUUUUCAAUGGGCACCCUAUUUACCAUUAACACCAUUGAGGAGUUGCCAUCCACCGACAAUCGAAAUAGUGUUUGGCAGAUUACUAUGGAAUUAAAUAAUGAACCACUUAGUGAAGUAUUCGACUGGAGUUAUGAUAUAAACGAUGGACUUGAGACAGCAAUAGAAUGUUCAGAAGAACACUUUUGUCGUUAUGAAUACAAUGAUGAACAAAAAGAAAUAAUUAAAUCAUUUCUGAAACAAUUACCAUCACAUUCUUAUGGUUCCAGCAUUCUUGAAAUUUGGUUUGCAUUUCAUCAUUACGAAACCUCUCAUUUCAAACAAGCAAUUAUCCUUUAUAAACGAGGAUUUGAACUUUUGCUACAACUUAUAAUAACAAUAGAUCCAAUGUAUUCAGUUAUUGUAUCGAAGAUGUUUUAUAUACUGGGCGACGCAUACGAAUGCAUGACCAAUUUAUGUUUACCACUACCUCUCGACUUUACGUUAGCAUUAGAAUGCUAUGAUAAAGUUCUUGAUGUGAGCACAAAUUAUUUAUUAAGAAUGAAAACUUAUGAGAACAUAGGCUAUAUAUUUGAAAAGUUAUGCAUGUAUGAAAAGUCGUUACAUUCAUAUAAUAAAACACUUGAAAUAGCACUAGAAAAUAACUGUUUGAUGUCUGGACACUCUUAUGAGUCAAGCAAAGAUAGUAUCUAUCCGUAUCUAUGUAAUGAAAAUUCAUCGGUUCAGCUGACGUAUUAUUCGAUUGGAUGGAUCCAUGAACAGAUAGGCAGCUAUGUUGAAGCAUUACUAUACUAUAAACGUAAACUCAAACUUGAACAAGAAAAUAAUGAUGUUUUAGAAAUUCCGCAUACAUAUAAUAGUAUUGGAUUGGUCCAUGAGUAUAAGCAUGAUUAUUGGAUGGCAUUGGAAAACUAUUUAUAUGGACUUGUUUUAUGUUUGGAUUUUGUUUCAACUCCUGUUCCAUAUUUCACUAAAAUAUGUAAAUCCUUCAUGAACUGUGUAAAAAAACAAAGGGAUAAAUUAAGCCUUCAACGACGCUAUAUGAGGAUUCAUAUGAGAAUAGCUAUAACAACAGUUCAGUCGCUCAGUGAGUUGUAUAAAGUUGGAACAGAGCAGAGUUUAGCGUCUCAAGUCAACCAACUACGCUGGUGUAUUUGUGCAAAUGAGUGGCCUUCGGGAGGGAGGAUGAGGAUGGUUGGAAAUGAGGAUGAUUCCUCGUCCACAUCACUACCAGAAACUUAUAUUCAAAACUUUCUUCUAGAAUAUCAUAAACGAUGCAAAUAUGAACGUGCAUGGAAAAAUUUGGUAUAG